UUCCAUCCAAGUAUCAAAAUUGGCUAAUGAAAAUUUAAACUUGAAUUCACCAGUGCUACUUAUUAAUGAACUAUCAUCUAAUAGUAUUAUUAUUAAUAAUAAACAAUUAUUGGAUAGUGUUAUUAACAUAUCUGAAUCUCUUUUACCAAUUCCAAUACCAGAAUCUG
Molecule: messenger RNA, 167 nt
Organism: Dentiscutata heterogama
Lineage: Eukaryota; Fungi; Glomeromycota; Glomeromycetes; Diversisporales; Gigasporaceae
Source: the annotation of a GenBank genome assembly